Messenger RNA from Nanorana parkeri, 3585 nucleotides. RefSeq names its product F-box and WD repeat domain containing 7 (gene FBXW7). The record is from RefSeq and is a predicted model, not a curated record. Gene Ontology annotation, molecular function: ubiquitin binding. Gene Ontology annotation, cellular component: nucleus; cytoplasm. The transcript is spliced from 12 exons. Gene Ontology annotation, biological process: ubiquitin recycling; proteasome-mediated ubiquitin-dependent protein catabolic process. NCBI's taxonomy places the organism in Eukaryota, Metazoa, Chordata, Amphibia, Anura, Dicroglossidae. The coding region runs from base 256 to 2379 and encodes 707 amino acids.
AAUCUUUAACCGAUGAACUGUAAACUGAAGUUUAAAGAAAAGUAAAAGCUGAAUACCAUCCUCAUCAUGGAUUUUCUACUUCCAUCCUGACGUCAGGAGCCCUGGAAGCUGCUUACCUUCAACUGCCAAAAACAGUUUCUGAGAGUCACAGUCAGUCUGCCUUCACGGGGUUGUCGACUGGAGCAGAAUGUGAAAGCGUUUGUCGCUUCACACAGUCUAGUGAAUGUCCAUGAAGUAGCAAGCUGGCUUUUGGAAAUGAAUCAGGAACUGCUGUCUGUGGGCAGCAAGAGGCGACGUACUGGAGGCUCUGUGCGAGGUAAUGCUUCCUCCAGCCAAGCAGAUGAGGAGCAAAUGAACAGAGUAGAGGAGGAGGAUGAGCAGCAGCAUUCUCAGCAGCAGGAGGAUCAGCACAUAGUGUUAAAUGGAGAGGUGGAUGGCCCUGGUAGUGUGGAUAGACAUGAUUCCCAACAUGAACAGUUGGAAGAAAAUAAUAACAGCUGCGUUAUAGCAGAUCAGGAGUCUGAGGACCAACCUGAGGACCAUGAGCCAGCAGAGGAUGAGGAGGAAGAUGAGGAACAUGUUUGUGAUGCGGAGGAAGAUGAUGAAGAGGAAAUGGAUCAGGACAGUGAUGACUUUGAACAGUCUGAUGACAGUAGUAGAGAGGGUGAACGCCGAAAUAACAGCGACAUCCCAAAUUCUAACAGUAUAAUGGACAUAACCCUUCACCAAAAGCCUACACCUUUCCAUACAAAAAAGAUGAAGAGAAAGUUGGACCAUGGAUCCGAGGUCCGUUCUUUCUCUUUGGGAAAGAAACCCUGCAAAGGCUCAGAGUACACAAGUACUACAGGUCUUGUGCCAUGUUCAGCAACGCCUACAACAUUUGGUGACCUACGGGCAGCAAAUGGACAAGGUCAGCAGAGACGUAGAAUUACAUCAGUACAACCCCCCACAGGCCUGCAAGAAUGGCUGAAAAUGUUCCAGAGUUGGAGCGGACCGGAAAAGCUGCUGGCCCUGGAUGAACUUAUAGACAGUUGUGAACCAACUCAAGUAAAGCAUAUGAUGCAAGUUAUUGAGCCUCAGUUUCAGCGGGACUUUAUUUCUUUACUGCCUAAAGAGCUGGCGUUGUAUGUUCUAUCCUUUCUUGAGCCUAAGGAUCUCCUUCAAGCAGCACAGACGUGUCGGUACUGGCGAAUCCUGGCUGAAGACAACCUUUUAUGGAGGGAAAAAUGUAAAGAAGAUGGUAUUGAUGAACCUUUACAUAUAAAGAGAAGGAAAGUGCUAAAACCAGGUUUCACGCACAGUCCAUGGAAAAGCGCUUAUAUUAGGCAGCACCGAAUCGAUACUAACUGGCGACGAGGUGAACUUAAGUCCCCAAAGGUGCUGAAAGGUCACGAUGAUCAUGUAAUUACAUGCCUCCAGUUUUGUGGUAACCGAAUAGUUAGCGGCUCUGAUGACAACACUUUAAAAGUUUGGUCAGCAGUUACUGGAAAGUGUCUGAGAACGCUGGUUGGACAUACGGGUGGUGUCUGGUCAUCUCAGAUGAGAGAUAACAUCAUUAUCAGCGGUUCCACAGACAGAACGUUAAAAGUAUGGAAUGCAGAGACUGGGGAAUGUAUACACACACUAUAUGGGCAUACCUCCACUGUGCGAUGCAUGCAUCUACAUGAAAAAAGGGUAGUAAGCGGGUCACGAGAUGCCACCCUUCGAGUCUGGGAUAUUGAAACAGGCCAGUGCUUGCAUGUUCUGAUGGGGCAUGUAGCGGCUGUCCGCUGUGUUCAGUACGAUGGACGCAGGGUAGUCAGCGGAGCUUACGAUUUCAUGGUUAAAGUCUGGGAUCCAGAGACCGAAACCUGUUUACACACACUGCAAGGCCACACAAACAGAGUCUAUUCUCUACAGUUUGAUGGCAUCCAUGUAGUUAGUGGAUCUUUGGAUACCUCAAUAAGAGUCUGGGAUGUGGAGACUGGAAACUGUAUCCACACGUUAACUGGACACCAAUCAUUAACCAGUGGGAUGGAACUUAAGGAUAACAUUCUUGUCUCGGGAAAUGCGGAUUCUACUGUUAAAAUAUGGGACAUUAAAACAGGACAGUGUUUACAAACAUUGCAAGGUCCCAACAAACAUCAAAGUGCUGUGACCUGUUUACAGUUUAACAAGAACUUUGUAAUAACCAGCUCAGAUGAUGGGACUGUAAAACUGUGGGACUUGAAAACGGGUGAAUUUAUUCGGAACCUGGUCACAUUGGAAAGUGGUGGAAGUGGAGGUGUUGUGUGGCGAAUUCGAGCCUCCAAUACAAAGCUUGUGUGUGCUGUUGGAAGUAGAAAUGGGACUGAAGAGACAAAGCUGCUGGUGCUGGACUUUGAUGUGGACAUGAAGUGAAGGCUGGGGAAAUUAAUUUGUCCAAAUUUUACAGACUAUGUAACACCCUCCUUUUUAUUUUUGGCUCCCAUUUCUUACCUAGUCCUUCCCUCCAAAAAUAUCCAUUGGCCUCUGUUAACAGGAUCUCAGCUUUGGGCAACAUGACGCAGACCUACAUAUGGCAGAAGACAUCUUGUCACAGACAGACAUGACGUUUUGAUGUGGACUACCUUUUUCUUUUGUGAAAAGGAGGACUCUCAAAAUGAAACCAGGUGCAAUUCUUUCCGAAUAACGUCUCCAAUUUGUUCACAAGGCAGCACCAGUAGUCUACAUGAGAUUCGGUGGACUGUCCUUAAAGCUAGACCUUGGCUUACAGCUUCACAAAUCGCUGGUUGAAUUUGCAAGAGAGCAGUUGCAACAAAGUCAUUUUCUCUUUUUUGGAAAUGCUGAAAAAAAAAAUUACUGUGAAUUGUUUUUGUACAGUUCUGUCACUUUUUUUUUUUUUUGCCGACUAUUGCCAAUGUCAGUCAAUCACAGUAUUAGCCUCUGUUUCUCUCUUUACUGUUGCUUCCAUCUACACUAUUCAAUGCAUACAUUGCUCUGGGGUGGCAAGCUUGUCUUUAUGUUCUCAGAUGGAUAUAAAUCUUGAUGCUGGUGCUAGCAGUAGGUCUUUAUAAAUGGGAUUGUUGUCCCACAGCUGUACUGUAUUCCCAGUGGCCAAACAUAUUUAUGCUGCUAAAUGAAAGGAGAAAAAAAAAGCAAAUUUUUUUUAUUAUUAUUUUACUGCUGUGACGUUUUAGUCCCAGACUGAAUUCCAAAUUUCUUCUAGUUUGGAUACAGAAAAAAGACUUUUUGCCACUGAAAUUUGUGUCCAUGGUGCCUCUAAGAGGCCGUAAUUGGGACAGUUUCAGAAAAUUGAGUGAAGUUUGCUUGCAAAAGAAAAUUAAUAAAAAUAUGAGUCUGUGCAAAGCUUAUUUUUCUUGUUUUUGAGCAAAAUGUAAACACAUUCCUUGGAACAAAGCUGUUGUAGCCUGUUCUGUUGGGAACUUUUUGUUGUGAGGCUGUGGUGAAUGUAACAAAAAUGCAUUACAACUGACAAAAACAUGUUUUAAAAACAAAACAACCAAGAAAAAAACAAUUUGCUGGUAAGGCUCAACAAAUGACAGUAUUCGAGGGGUAGACAGCUGUUACAGUUAAAUAGGGCAUGUGGAUGAGUGAAGCAAAGAA